GUGGUUUGAAAAUGCAUUAUUUUGCCUGUGCGGAAGGGGCCUAAGUUAUCAGAACAAAAUGCAAAAGAAUGUCCUCCCCUUUUCAACCAACCUAUCUUUUAAUUGUUUCAUUCAACAGCGCUACCUAGAGAGAGUGGGAUCAUGGACCCCAGGCUUUCCAUUGCAAUAACCCAUUCUCAAUCUACAUUAGACCACCUUGGCAAAGUUAAUCCUUUUUUGACAAAGGACAUGGUUGGAUAAGACGAAGUGUUUGUCAUGGUUCUUCAUUGAUACUUCAUAGUACUUGGUGGGUUAUGUUGGCUCCACAGGCCCCUGGGCAGUGGUGGGAUUCAGCCAAUUUGCACCGGUUCAGUAGAAAUGGUUGUAAUCCCACCACUGACGGGGGGGCUGCCGCUGUGGCACUUGCUUGUGCCCCGUCCCCCCAGCCUUCAUUCAGGCUACCUCCUGUGCUCCCUGGGCUCUGGGGAGGGCAGGAGGCAGCCUGAACCAAGGCCGGGGAGCGCAGUGCUUGCCCAAGCCCCAUCCCCUCUGCCUUUAUUCAGGUCCUGGGAAGAGCAGGAAGCGGCCCGAGACUGCUGCCACCCUCCUUCGCUGGCUAAGUUGCAGAUGUCAAGGACAUGGUGGGUGACAAGGAAGCAGGAAGAGGAAUUAUGGAAAGACAUAAAGAUCUUGAAGAAAGGGCAAAAUAUGGAGAUCAAGUGGUGCCAAACCAGCAGCAGCGAAGAAAAAGAGAAGCAAGACAAAAGCAGAGGAAGGAAUUGAUUGCCCAUCAAAGCAGGAAGAUGCCUGAGAUCCCAGUCCAGAAUAUAACACAGCUAAGAAGGAGAAAGCAUCACAGUCCCAGCAAGGCACCUGCAUUCAGUUGCAAAUCAACCCAUGAAAACCAUCAGAAAAAGUAUAAAUCGUUGGAUUAUGAAAAGAGGGUCUACUGGAAUAGCGAACUAUCUAAACAUCAAGCACGUCAUUCAGGGGAGAAACUAUAUAAUUGCUUAGAGUGUGGGAAGUGCUUCUCUGAGAAUGGCAACCUAGCUAAACAUCAAAGGAUUCACACAGGGGAGAAGCCACAUAAAUGCAAGGAUUGUGGGAAGUGCUUCUCUCAGAAUAGCACACUAACUAUACAUCGAAGGAUUCACACAGGGGAGAAGCCAUAUGAAUGCAAGGAUUGUGGAAAGUGCUUCUCUCAGAAUAGCAACCUAACUACACACCAAAAGGUUCACUCAGGGGAGAAGCCAUAUAAAUGCUUGAAGUGUGGAAUGUGUUUCUCUGGGAAUAGCAACCUAACUGCACAUCAAAAGGUUCACUCAGGGAAGAAGCCAUAUACAUGCUUGAGGUGUGGAAAGAGUUUCUCUCGGAAUGAAACCCUAACUGCGCAUGAAAGGGUUCACAAAGGGGAGAAGCCAUAUAAAUGCUUGGAGUGUGGAAAGUUCUUCUCUCAGUAUGUCCACCUAACUGUACAUCAAGUGGUUCACACAGGGAAGAAGCCAUAUAAGUGCUUGGAGUGUGGAAAGUGCUUCUCUUGGAGUAACACACUAAGUGCACAUCGAGCAGCUCACAUAGGGGAGAAGCCAUAUAAAUGCUUGCAGUGUGGAAAAAGCUUCUCUUGUAAUGGAAACCUAACUCAACAUCAGAAGAUUCACACAGGGGAAAAACCAUAUAAAUGCUUGGAGUGUGGAAAGAGCUUCUGUACAAAUAACCACUUAACUAGACAUAAAAAGAUUCACACAGGUGAAAAGGCAUAUAAAUGCUUAGAGUGUGAAAAGACAUUCUCUGAGAAGGGCAAUCUAAGAAGGCACCAACAGGUUCAUGCAGGGAAGAAACCAUAUAAAUGCUUGGAGUGCGGAAAGAGUUUCUCUUGGAGUGGUGAGCUAAUUCAACAUCAAAGGAUUCAUACAGGUGAGAAACCAUAUAAAUGCUUGGAAUGUGGAAAGGGCUUCUUUAGGAAGAACAGCGCAACUGAACAUCAGAAGGUUCACACAGAGGAGAAGCCAUAUGAAUGCUUGGAGUGUGGAAAGAGAUUCUUUACAAAGGCCAAACUAAGUAAUCAUCAAAGAGUUCACACAGGAGAGAAGCCAUAUAAAUGCUUAGUAUGUGGAAAGAGAUUCACUGAGAAGCGCACCGUAACUAAGCAUCAAAGGGUUCACACAGGAGAGAAGCCAUAUGAAUGCUUGGAGUGUGGAAAGAGAUUCUCUGAGAAGGGCACCCUAACUAAGCAUCAAAGUGUUCACACAGGGGAGAAGCCAUAUAAAUGCUUGGAGUGUGGAAAGAGAUUCUCUUUGAUUGCAAGCCUAAAUGUACAUAAAAAGAUUCACACAGGUGAGAAACCAUAUAAAUGCUUGGAGUGUGGAAAGGGCUUCUUUAGAAAGGACAGCGCAACUGAACAUCAGAAGGUUCACACAGGGGAGAAGCCAUAUGAAUGCUUGGAGUGUAGAAAAAGAUUCUUUGCGAAGGACAACUUAAGAAAGCAUCAAAGGGUUCACAUGGAGGAGAAGCCACAUAAAUGCUUGGAGUGUGGAAAGAGAUUCUCUGCGAAGAGCACCCUAACUAAGCAUCAAAGGGUUCACACAGGGGAAAAGCCACAUAAAUGCUUGGAGUGUGGAAAGAGAUUCUCUGCGAAGAGCACCCUAACUAAGCAUCAAAGGGUUCACACAGAGGAGAAGCCAUAUAAAUGUUGGUAGUAUGGAAAAAGAUUCAAUCGGGGCACAAGCUUUAGCUUACACCACAAAAGCCAUGCAAGGGAAAUAGCCAUCUAAUCUCAUUACAUGGGAAACCAAUUUAAGUGUGAAACCAAUGGGAAACCAAUUUAAGUGUUCCCCAUCUGGGGAAUAUGACAAUUUAUACCCCACUAAAACAUUCCCUUCUCACUGGACACAGUGUGUAACAGACUUCCCUCUGUGAUACAGCUCUGAAGAUGCCAGCCACAGAUGCAGGCAAAACGUCAGGAACAAGAUCCACCAGACCAUGGCCACACAGCCCGGAAAACCCACCACAACCAAUUUAAGUGUGUUCAUUGUUUCCACUCAUUGAAAAAUAAGGGAAAAUCCAUUGUAGCUCAACCAUGGGCAUGAAGUCCAGGAUACUGAAUCCAAGAAGAUGAAUGUGCUAAAUGAUUGCUACUGAAGGAACUCAGUUCAGUUUGUCCUGAGAUGAAGCAGAGAGGUGUCAGCACAGUUGUCAGGAAUUCACAUGAUUGCAUUUGUGAUUGCUGGCUGACCCAGCCCCUCUUUGUAACUGGCUGGGCAGAUCUUAGCUUUCAUCCUUGCUUUCAAGCAAAUGGCAUCUAUACAUUAAACAGGUGCUGCAUCUUUUUAACCUGCAAUUCAACACUCAGACAAUGCCAGCAUUUCUUCAGUUGAGUCUGGUGAAGUAAGGGCCUGCUUCCCUCAACUGCUGCCUGGUUGGAAUUAAGGAAUGGCCUUUAAGGCUGGAGAUCUUCCAUCAAAACAUCCUCCUGCUCUUUAGAUUCAUUGUGCUGGAUUUCUGCCAGAGCUGGGUUUCUCCUUAAACAGCUCCUUCCAUGGUUCAGGGACUAACUCACAACCUUCAAUGUGCUUUUUGCUAGGCUGAAUAGACAACUUUACGGGCCAAAGAUUUGAGGUGAUCAAAGCCCAAUGACCAAUCAGAUCCAUGCUUGGGGAUCAAAAAAAAUCACACAACUCUGUUGCUGACCUAGUUGUUACUAGACUGCCCGUGGUGGUAGUGGGGCUCUGUUUUAAGACAAUGGUGUCUCUACCCAUCCUUUUUCAAUCCUUGGGAUGCCUAGCAGUGCCAUGCCAAAAUGAUGUUCUCUGCACUGGCUAGUGUACCCACAAGGACAGUAAAAUCUUGUCUGAACUUUCCCUCUCCCAAUCUUGCAAAUAACCAACUCACACCCUUCCUAAAGGGUUUUAAACUAACUCCCUGACCUGCAGAGCGUUCCCAUCUCCAGCCCUGCACAACCUGCCCUGCUAAGACUUGCUGAUGUAUUUGCCCCAAGUCUUCAUGCCAGUGAUGUAGUAACUUAAAACUUCUUCCUCUGACUAAUUUCUCUCUAAAGACUACCUUAUUUACAUUGUAAUUGUUUUACAGCUGUAAUUUCCCCCUUUUGGGCACUUCCUUCUUAGCCACUUAAAUCAAGUGCUCAACCCAUUAGACUAAUGUCCCAUACUUAAGCUUUAUGUCUCUCUCUAUGUCUCUCCAUGGAAGGGCAAAACUCUCCUUUAUCCAGGAAGAUUAAACUCUCUAAGCAUGGUCAGAGGGCCCAACCUUCCCUAUAAAAUAGCCACUUUCCCAAAUGCUCACAGCCCAAUACUUCUGAGUCUGCCUUUGGGUUCAGUUGCUACUGCGUAUCAUCUGCUUUUCAUCCUAUUUCCUUGAAGCCCAGUGUAGGUCAUGGGACUCUGCUUCAUGGACCCAAAGCCACUUCAGGAUCUAGUACAGCUUUGCCCCCAAUAAUUUUCUCAGUCCCUUCACUAUUCCCAACCUAUCCCCUCAACACUGCAUAUAUCCUAAGUUUGUAUGUGUGUUCUGCUGCUUUGAUUAUUGUGUGCUUGUAUAUUUAUUAUUAAGUACAUUUACCAUAAUUAAAUUGUUAAACUUA
Messenger RNA from Sphaerodactylus townsendi, 4576 nucleotides. RefSeq names its product zinc finger protein 345-like. The coding region runs from base 618 to 2675 and encodes 685 amino acids. The transcript has 2 exons. NCBI's taxonomy places the organism in Eukaryota, Metazoa, Chordata, Lepidosauria, Squamata, Sphaerodactylidae. Gene Ontology annotation, biological process: regulation of DNA-templated transcription. The record is from RefSeq and is a predicted model, not a curated record.